AUGUCUACUCUGAAACAGGUUAUAGUGCACGAGGAUGGCCAGGACACUGAGAAAAGUUUGGACUGGAGUUACAUUCAGUGGCUAGAGAAUGAGAAUGAGGCUGUGACGGGGGUGACCAAUGUUGAGACGCAAACGGUCUCAAAACUCACCGAAGAUAAGGAGACGCAGACCAGCAACCCCUUUAUCAUGCAUAUAGAUUUGGCCAGAACGCACUCCAAACUGAAACACGAGACCGACGGCUUGCUCACCCAGUUUGACCGACAAGCCCUGGCUCGUAUCUCCACGUCCCCUACCUUGAGGAGGAUGAGGAGCACGCGACGUCCGCAGGUGGACUUCCGGGACCCGAUGAGGAUGAACAGCACACAAGAGGAGUCGGGUACGGAAGAGACACCAUCCCUUUUGAGUCCCCUCUCCCCAAUACACAGGCACAAGUCUCCGCUGGCGGCCUGCCCACCUCCCGAUGGAGAGAACCACCACGAUAAUCAGCCCAAUUCAUCUGCAGACCUGGGGAAAAGCAGAUCACAUAGAUCAAAUACUUUUGACAAUGGUAUCACUUGCACGAGACAAGAAUCUCUGUGCGCACGUAGUGUGCAAAGUGUUAGGAAAGACUUUGAAUUUCCUGAUAAUAGCGAUGAUCAGGUGAGUUUAAUGUUAUAAUCACCAAAAUGAUUCAGUUGCACAUGAAUUGCAGCCGUAUGCCACACUGUGGCUUUAUAAUGAGUUUUUAUCUGAGCCUUGUAAAUCAGAUGGCCAGUAGCUCCUCCACCACAUUCCUCCUGGGUAGUAGCCCUCUCAUUCUCCCUGGCCUCCUGUGGUGGCUGCUCACAAUGCCAGCUUUUGACAGCAAAUGAAUCAGCAGUUACACUGACAGCUCAGCGUAGCCCCACCACCCAGCAAGCCUCAGUCUUUCACUCACACACACACACACACACACACACAGGCCUCCUAUUCACCACCGUCAGCAAUCAUCCAAUAAUAGAUAGAAGAAGAUAUUGGGUGGGGGGGGGAUCUAUUCAUUGGGCUCCCAGCAUUCAACCUGGGCCAUUCUCAAUAGAGCCCCGACAUUCUCUGCAGAUAUUAGAGGGCUAUUCUAAUUCAAACGACCACAUGAAAAACACUUGUUUGUAAGAGAUAUAGCCAUGUUAUGUAGGACCAGGAGGCCUGUGUAAUGUUGAUUUGUGUUAUGUACACUGCAUGAGUUUGUGCACCUUUCAAAUCACACCCAAGGCUCUAAAAUCAUAAUUGAACCCAAAUGAAUCUUAGUCCUGGACUAAAAAGCACGUUCAAUGGAGAUUCUCUGUUUUGAAAGUUCUUCUUAGUCCAAGACUAUGGUUAAUCUGUGUCCAAGAAACCGAUCCCUAAUGUUUAGAUAGAUGUACUGUACUAUCGUUCACGGUCUGUGUUUGCUCUUUCACAUUAGUAUCUGCUGUAUAACAAGCCAUGUUCAACAUAUAAUUAUCCUAACCAAUGCUCUUUCGUCUCUUUUUACAGGACAAGGAGGCUUGCCAUAAUAGGUAAGUGUGUUGCCUGCAACUCCACAGAGUGAUUUGAAUGUUACAGUGAGGGGAAAAAAGUAUUUGAUCCCCUGUUGAUUUUGUACGUUUGCCCACUGACAAAGACAUGAUCAGUCUAUAAUUUUAAUGGUAGGUUUAUUUGAACAGUGAGAGACAGAAUAACAACAAAAAAAUCCAGAAAAAUGCAUGUCAAAAAUGUUAUAAAUUGAUUUGCAUUUUAAUGAGGAAAAUAAGUAUUUGACCCCUCUGCAAAACAUGACUUAGUACUUGGUGGCAUAACCCUUGUUGGCAAUCACAGAGGUCAGACGUUUCUUGUAGUUGGCCACCAGGUUUGCACACAUCUCAGGAGGGAUUUUGUUCCACUCCUCUUUGCAGAUCUUCUCCAAGUCAUUAAGGUUUCGAGGCUGACAUUUGGCAACUCAAACCUUCAGCUCCCUCCACAGAUUUUCAAUGGGAUUAAGGUCUGGAGGCUGGCUUGAGCCACUCCUUUGUUUUGCCUUGGCCAUUGUCAUGCUGGAAUACCCAUCCACAACCCAUUUUCAAUGCCCUGGCUGAGGGAAGGAGGUUCUCACCCAAGAUUUGACGGUACAUGGCCCCGUCCAUCGUUCCUUUGAUGCGGUGAAGUUGUCCUGUCCCCUUAGCAGAAAAACACCCCCAAAGCAUAAUGUUUCCACCUCCAUGUUUGACGGUGGGGAUGGUGUUCUUGGGGUCAUACGCAGCAUUCCUCCUCCUCCAAACACGGCGAGUUGAGUUGAAGCCAAAGAGCUCGAUUUUGGUCUCAUCUGACCACAACACUUUCACCCAGUUCUCCUCUGAAUCAUUCAGAUGUUCAUUGGCAAACUUCAGACGGCCCUGUAUAUGUGCUUUCUUGAGCAGGGGGACCUUGCGGGCGCUGCAGGAUUUCAGUCCUUCACGGCGUAGUGUGUUACCAAUUGUUUUCUUGGUGACUAUGGUCCCAGCUGCCUUGAGAUCAUUGACAAGAUCCUCCCGUGUAGUUCUGGGCUGAUUCCUCACCGUUCUCAUGAUCAUUGCAACUCCACGAGGUGAGAUCUUGCAUGGAGCCUCAGGCCGAGGGAGAUUGACAGUUAUUUUGUGUUUCUUCCAUUUGCAAAUAAUCGCACCAACUGUUGUCACCUUCUCACCAAGCUGCUUGGCGAUGGUCUUGUAGCCCAUUCCAGCCUUGUGUAGGUCUACAAUCUUGUCCCUGACAUCCUUGGAGAGCUCUUUGGUAUUGGCCAUGGUGGAGAGUUUGGAAUCUGAUUGAUUGCUUCUGUGGACAGGUGUCUUUUAUACAGGUAACAAACUGAGAUUAGGAGCACUCCCUUUAAGAGUGUGCUCCUAAUCUCAGCUCGUUACCUGUAUAAAAGACACCUGGGAGACAGAAAUCUUUCUGAUUGAGAGGGGGGUCAAAUACUUAUUUCCCUCAUUAAAAUGCAAAUCAAUUAAUAACAUUUUUGACAUGUGUUUUUCUGGAUUUUUUUGUUGUUAUUCUGUCUCUCACUGUUCAAAUAAACCUACCAUUAAAAUUAUAGACUGAUCAUUUCUUUGUCAGUGGGCAAACGUACAAAAUCAGCAGGGGAUCAAAUACUUUUUUCUCUCACUGUAUGUGUCCCCACUUGGCUUAGCCAAAAAUUACCACAAUGCCUGUACAUUAUUUCAUGGCAGGAGGGGAAUUUGCCUAUAACCGAUUAGCUCUGAACUACAGUUGAAGUCGGAAGUUUACAUACACCUUAGCCAAAUACAUUUAAACUCAGUUUUUCACAAUUCCUGACAUUUAAUCCUAGUAAAAAUUCCCUGUCUUAGGUCAGUUAGGAUCACCACUUUAUUUUAAGAAUGUGAAAUGUCAGAAUAAUAGUAGAGUGAUUUAUUUCAUCACAUUCCCAUUGGGUCAGAAGUUUACAUACACUCAAUUAGUAUUUGGUAGCGUUGCCUUUAAAUUGUUUAACUUGGGUCAAAUGUGUCAGGUAGCCUUUCACAAGCUUCCCACAAUAAGUUGGGUGAAUUUUGGCCCAUUCCUCCUGACAGAGCUGGUGUAACUGAGUCAGGUUUGCAGGCCUCCUUGCUCGCACACGCUUUUUCAGUUCUGCCCACACAUUUUCUAUAGGAUUGAGGUCAGGGCUUUGUGAUGGCCACUCCAAUACCUUGACAUUGUUGUCCUUAAGCCAUUUUGCCACAACUUUGGAAGUAUGCUUGGGGUCGUUGUCCAUUUGGAAGACCCAUUUGUGACCAAGCUUUAACUUCCUGACUGAUGUCUUGAGAUGUUGCUUCAAUAUAUCCACAUAAUUUUCCUUCCUCAUGAUGCCAUCUAUUUUGUGAAGUGCACCAGGCCCUCCUGCAGCAAAGCACACCCACAGCAUGAUGCUGCCACCCCCGUGCUUCACGGUUGGGAUGGUGUUCUUCGGCUUGCAAGCGUUCCCCUUUUUCCUCCAAACAUAACGGAUGGUCAUUAUGGCCAAACAGUUCUAAUUUUGUUUCAUCAGACCAGAGGACAUUUCUCCAAAAAGUACGAUCUUUGUCCCCAUGUGCAGUUGCAAACCGUAGUCUGGCUUUUUUAUGGCGGUUUUGGAGCAGUGGCUUCUUCCUUGCUGAGCGGCCUUUCAGGUUAUGUCGAUAUAGGACUAGAUUUGCUGUGGAUAUAGAUACUUUUGUACCUGUGUCCUCCAGCAUCUUCACAAGGUCCUUUGCUGUUCUGGAUUGAUUUGCACUUUUCGCACCAAAGUACGUUCAUCUCUAGGAGACAGAACGCGUCUCCUUCCUGAGCGGUAUGACGGCUGCGUGUUCCCAUGGUGUUUAUACUUGUUGAGGUCUACACAUUUUUUUCUGAGAUCUUGGCUGAUUUCUUUUGAUUUUCCUAUGAUGUCAAGCAAAGAGGCACUGAGUUUGAAGGUAGGCCUUGAAAUACAUCCACAGGUACACCUCCAAUUGACUCAAAUGAUGUCAAUUAGCCUUAUCAGAAGCUUCUAAAGCCAUGACAUUAUUUUCUGGAAUUUUCCAAGCUGUUUAAAGGCACAGUCAACUUAGUGUAUGUAAACUUCUGAACCACUGGAAUUGUGAUACAGUGAAUUAUAAGUGAAAUAAUCUGUCUGUAAACAAUUGUUGGAAAAAUUAUUUGUGUCAUGCACAAAGUAGAUAUCCUAACCAACUUGUGGAGUGGUUGAAAAACGAGUUUUAAUUACAUUUAACAUUUUACAUUUUAGUCAUUUAGCAGACGCUCUUAUCCAGAGCGACUUACAAAUUGGUGCAUUCACCCUAUAGCCAGUGGGAAAACCACUUUACACUUUUUUUUUUGGGGGGGGGGGGGUAGAAGGAUUACUUUAUCCUAUCCCAGGUAUUCCUUAAAGAGGUGGGGUUUCAAAUGUCUCCGGAAGGUGGUGAGUGACUCCGCUGUCCUGGCGUCGUGAGGGAGCUUGUUCCACCAUUGGGGUGCCAGAGCAGCGAACAGUUUUGACUGGGCUGAGCGGGAACUAUGCUUCCGCAGAGGAAGGGGAGCCAGCAGGCCAGAGGUGGAUGAACGCAAUGCCCUCGUUUGGGUGUAGGGACUGAUCAGAGCCCGGAGGUGCCGUUCCCCUCACUGCUCCAUAGGCAAGCACCAUGGUCUUGUAACGGAUGCGAGCUUCAACUGGAAGCCAGUGGAGUGUGCGGAGGAGGGGGGGUGACGUGAGAGAACUUGGGAAGGUUGAACACCAGACGGGCUGCGGCAUUCUGGAUGAGUUGUAGGGGUUUAAUGGCACAGGCAGGGAGGCCAGCCAACAGCGAGUUGCAGUAAUCCAGACGGGAGAUGACAAGUGCCUGGAUUAGGACCUGUGCCGCUUCCUGUGUAAGGCAGGGUCGUACUCGCCGAAUGUUGUAGAGCAUGAACCUGCAGGAUCGGGUCACCGCCUUGAUGUUAGCGGAGAACGACAGGGUGUUGUCCAGGGUCACGCCAAGGCUCUUCGCACUCUGGGAGGAGGACACAACGGAGUUGUCAACCGUGAUGGCGAGAUCAUGGAACGGGCAGUCCUUCCCCGGGAGGAAGAGCAGCUCCGUCUUGCCAGGGUUCAGCUUGAGGUGGUGAUCCGUCAUCCAUACUGAUAUGUCUGCCAGACAUGCAGAGAUGCGAUUCGCCACCUGGUUAUCAGAAGGGGGAAAGGAGAAGAUUAGUUGUGUAUCGUCAGCGUAGAAAUGAUAGGAGAGGCCAUGUGAGGAUAUGACAGAGCCAAGUGACUUGGUGUAUAGGGAGAAUAGGAGAGGGCCUAGAACUGAGCCCUGGGGGACACCAGUGGUGAGAGCACGUGGUGCGGAGACAGCUUCUCGCCACGCCACUUGGUAGGAGCGACCGGUCAGGUAGGACGCAAUCCAGGAGUGAGCCGCGCCGGAGAUGCCCAGCUCGGAGAGGGUGGAGAGGAGGAUCUGAUGGUUCACAGUAUCAAAGGCAGCAGACAGGUCUAGAAGGACAAGAGCAGAGGAGAGAGAGUUAGCUUUAGCAGUGCGGAGAGCCUCCGUGACACAGAGAAGAGCAGUCUCAGUUGAAUGACCAGUCCUGAAACCUGACUGGUUUGGAUCAAGAAGGUCAUUCUGAGAGAGAUAGCAAGAGAGUUGGCUAAAGACGGCACGCUCAAUAGUUUUGGAAAGAAAAGAAAGAAGGGAUACUGGUCUGUAGUUGUUGACAUCAGUGGGAUCGAGUGUUGGUUUUUUGAGAAGGGGUGCAACUCUCGCUCUCUUGAAGACGGAAGGGACAUGGCCAGCGGUCAAGGAUGAGUUGAUCAGCGAGGUGAGGUAGGGGAGAAGGUCACCGGAGAUGGUCUGGAGAAGAGAGGAGGGGAUGGGGUCAAGCGGGCAGGUUGUUGGGCGGCCUGCAGUCACAAGUCGCAGGAUUUUAUCUGGAGAGAGAGGGGAGAAAGAAGUCAAAGCAUAGGGUAGGGCAGUGUGAGUAGGACCAGCAGUGUCAUUAGACUUAACAAAUGAGGAUCGGAUGUCGUCAACCUUCUUUUCAAAGUGGUUGACGAAGUCAUCCACAGAGAGAGGGGGGGGGGGAUUCAGCAGGGAGGAAAAUGUGGCAAAGAGCUUCCUAGGGUUAGAGGCAGAUGCUUGGAAUUUAGAGUGGUAGAAAGUGGCCUUAGCAGCAGAAACAGAUGAAGAAAAUGUAGAGAGGAGGGAGUGAAAAGAUGCCAGGUCGGCAGGGAGUUUAGUUUUCUUCCAUUUCCGCUCCGCUGCCCGGAGCUCUGUUCUGUGAGCUCGCAAUGAGUCAUCAAGCCACGGAGCUGGAGGGGAGGACCGAGCCGGCCGGGAGGAUAGGGGACACAGAGAGUCAAAGGAUGCAGAAAGGGAGGAGAGGAGGGUUGAGGAGGCAGAAUCAGGAGAUUGGAGGGAGAAGGAUUGAGCAGAGGGAAGAGAUGAUAGGAUGGAAGAGGAGAGAGUAGUGGGAGAGAGAGAGCGAAGGUUGCGGCGGCGCAUUACCAUCUGUGUAGGGGCAGAGUGAGUAGUGUUGGAGGAGAGCGAGAGAGAAAAGGAAACAAAGUAGUGGUCGGAGACAUGGAGGGGAGUUGCAGUGAGAUUAGUAGAAGAGCAGCAUCUAGUAAAGAUGAGGUCAAGCGUAUUGCCUGCCUUGUGAGUAGGGGGGGGACGGUGAGAGGGUGAGGUCAAAAGAGGAGAGGAGUGGAAAGAAGGAGGCAGAGAGAAAUGAGUCAAAUGUGGACGUAGGGAGGUUGAAAUCCCCCAAAACUGUGAGGGGUGAGCCAUCCUCAGGAAAGGAACUGAGUGUAUGUGUAUGUAAACUUCCGACUUCAACUGUAUGUCACAGAGUUACGAAACCAGGAUCGUAUUCAUUAGGCACCAAACUGAAAAAAACCGGACUGUUUUCCGUUGCAAAAUGUUUUGCUACGGUGUGCCCUAAUGAAUAUGACCUAGCAUGAAUGGGAUAAAUACAUUCAACCACUGAAAACCCUCCUAUUUGCUGGCCAACAGAUUUUCUUGUGGAGUUUUCAUUCAAUAGGGGUUUUACUACAUUUAUCUUAAGCCAUCCCUUUAAACCUUUAAUUGGAAUUUUGUCAACAGACACAAAGCAAAUAAAAUUGUAUUUGUCACAUGCUUUGUAAACAACAGGUGUAGACUAACAGUGAAAUCCUUACUUACGGGCCGUUCCCAACAAUGCAGAGAAAAAAAUAUAGAAAUAAUAGAAAAAUAAUAACACAAGGAAUAAAUACACAAUGAGUAACGAUAACUUGUCUAUAUACACAGGGUACUGAGUCGAUGUGCAGGGGUAUGAGGUAAUUGAGGUAGAUAUGUGUAUAUAUACUGUACGUAGGGAAAGUGACUAGGCUACAGGAUAGAUGAUAAACAGUAGCAUCAGCGUAUGUGAAGAGUUAGUGCAUAAAGGGUCAAUCCAGAUAGUCCGGGUAGCUAUUGGUUAACUAUUUAAGUAACUAUUUAGCAGUCUAAUGGCUUUGGGGUAGAAGCAGUUUGGGUCCUGUUGGUUCCAGACCUGGUCACUAGAAUACAUUGAGAGAACGGGUUCACAAUAUUAGGGAUCAAUGAAUGAAAGCCAUCUAAAUAAAUGCAUAUUUGUCUCAGUUUCAACACCAACUGGUAGAUACUCUGAUUUUUUUAGAUUAUUUAGACAAAGUUUAGGGUUAGGAAAGUAUCUAUGAAUCAUAAACAACUGGUUUGGAGAGCCUUUAUGCACAAAAAUGCAGUGGUUCGACUAAUCCAUAUUCAAGUUCAAUCCAUUAAAUAUUGGAAGGUGAAAAAAGUGUACAGUAGUGGUUGAACAAUAGGCUAGUCCAAUAACUCUUCCAUAAUCCUCACUAAUCAUGGAACUGUAAUGACAACGGUCCAGUCGUCGUGAACUCUGCUCCAGGUUUAAACUGCUACGUGUGGUCUGAAUUCUAUAAUGAUUCAAAUACGCUACGUUAUUGUACAACGUUAGCCUAAUAUGAUCCACUAUUGCUAGCGACCCUCAGGAACAACUACACAGACAUGAGAAAGAAGGGUAAACUAAAUGGAAUUAUGUAAAAUGCAGGCUACAUAUUAAAGGAAAUGAACACUGAAGUGACAGUUAUAUAUAUGUGGGUAUUACUGACGGUGGCUCCCGAUAGUGGCUAAUAUUUAACAUGAUACAAAUUGUUAAAUAAAACUGAGGUAAGCCUGGGCAUAAUAAUUAAAACAUUCUAAAGCGCAUAAAUCAACUCUAUGUUCGGCGCUACAGAAGCCUAUAGUUUGGGUCUCCAAAUUCCAUCCCCGCAAAUUAUGAGGGCAUACAAUUAAAAUGUUGAAUAACGGCACAGCUAUUUAUAGCCUACUUUACUGUGGAAAAGGGGCCGCAACACAUGUCAAGUUAUGAUUUUCUGUUUGCUUCCAAAUGACUGUUCUUAUCAUAUCAAUUUAUAAAUUACAGUGCAUUGAGAAUGCUGUUAUUUCUAUUGGAAAAAAGAAAGUAGAUGCUUUUUCCACUUGGAACUGGCAGGUUCGCUCAACCUUAUUCAACUGUUUCCCUGUGCGUAAAGGUGGUGGAAUUCUUAGGGAAUUAAGUGAAGGUCAGAAUACGGUGUAGACACACCUCUGCCACGCCUCUUUCUUUGAUCUCCACCCCAAAUGUGUAACUUGGUGGCACUGGCAAUUUCCCCCUGCUUAAGUUCAAGGUCAGAAUACGCGUAGAGAGAAAAGUAGAUAAAAAGUGAAAAAAGUACAAUUUACUUGGGCGUAACUGUGGUCUGAAUUUCCUCCUAAUCGCUGCCAAAUAUGAGUCUAACAUGUAUUGGCUCAUGGGGUUCAAUACUUAUCUAAUCAAGAUAUAUUCGUUUUUCAUUUGCCAUGAAUAAUUUUAUUAUUGUAUGAUUUAUUUUGUCUAGAACUUUUAGAAGAAAAAAAAGACAAUUAAAUACUUUCUACCAUAGCAAACUACAUAACUAAUGCAUAAGAUGUCAACAACACAUCAAUUCCUUAAAGGUGCGAUGCAGUUAAAAACAAGAUUUUCCUGUUAAAAAAAAGAAGAUAUUUCCAUCAAAAAAAGUUUUAAAAACACUUUGAAAUUGUGAAAAUGAUGAUGCCCUUUUUGUGUAAGAGGUGUAAAAAAAGAAAGAAAAAAAGCUGGAAUUUCAUGAUGUCACAAUAUGACCAAUGACUGUUCAUCUGGGUAUGGGGGUGGGUGCUAGACCAUCCUAUCAGCCAAUCAGAGCUGUGUAUGUCAAUAUAGUCAUAUUUGUUUCCUAACGCCUACAUGAUCAGACUGAGCAUUUCACGGGCCAAAGGAGGCUCAGGGAAAUAAAUGAUAAAAAAUGUAUUUUUAAGUUAUUUUCAUAAACACACACAAUGAUUUAUUAGACAUACAGUGAUGAUUUAAAAAUACAAUUACAAAGACUGCAUGGGGGCUUUAAUUGGCAGUCUUUAAUUCAUUAAUUCUGCUUGAUUUGAAUUGAUCAUUUGGGUAUUUACCUUCUGUGUUUACCUUCAGUUUACCCUUAACAACAACACGCGAGAGCUAGGAUGACCUGUUAGACACUACUUGAUGUAACCAAGCUGGUUAGGACAAUGAGGUCCACCACUUGCUCAUUUGACCCUAUCCCCACUUCACUUGUCAAGACCUGCUUACCUGCUCUGGAGCCUUUCUUCACAGAAAUUAACAAGUCCCUCAUCACUGGUUGUGUCCCUCCUCAGCUCAAACUGUCUGCAGUCACACCAGUACUUAAAAAGCCUGGAUCUGACCAUGACAACCGCCAGAACUACAGGCCUAUUUUCAACCUGUCCUUCCUGAGGAAGGUCCUCGAACAUGCUGUUUCUAGCCAACUCCAAAACCUUCUGGCCAAUCACAACCUACUUGAGCCCUUCCAGUCGGGUUACAGAGCUAGACACAGUACCGAGACUGCCCUGGUAAGGGUAACCAAUGACCUCCUCAUGAAUGCUGACUGGGGCUGCCAGCAUCCUCAUACUGCUGUACCUCAGUGCAGCAUUCGGCACGGUCAGCCGUGCCAUCCUGCUGGACCGCAUGGAGAAGCUCCUGGGCCUGUCAGACACUGUCCUGGACUGGCCAUCGGUCCUAGUAGGUCAGACACAGUUGUGGUCCGACAGGGGGUCCCUCAAGGCUCAGUCCUGGGGCCACUAUUGAUUUGUAUCUACAUGCUGGCACUGGGAAACAUCUUGAGGAAACAAGGACUGGGCUUUCACUUUCAUGCUGAUGACACUCAGCUGUAUGUCUCCACAAACACUGACACUGCCAGUGCCACUGCACACCUGUGCACUUCUGGUCAGCUGCCUACAGGACAUCAAAGCGUGGAUGCAGUUGAGUUUACUGCAGUUAAACUGCAAAAAGACAGAGGUCGUCCUGAUUGACACGUGCACCAUCAUAAAACAACAUCAGCAGCUACAGCCUCAAUAUUGAUGAUGUCAAGGUCCUCCCCUCCAGUGAGGUUCACAACCUGGGUGUGAUAUUUGACAGUCAGCUCUCAUUUGAGGCCCACAUCAAAAUUGUGACCAGUCUCAUUUUUCAAUCUACGGAACAUUGCCAGGUUACGACCUAUGCUAUCACACCCUGCAGCUGAGCGACUCAUCCACUCCUUUAUUUCAUCCCGUUUGGACUAUCGUAAUGCCCUUUUUGUUGGCACAUCUGCCAAGUGCCUAAAACAGGCUACAAUAUGUCCAUAACUGUGCUGCACGUGUCCUCACCCACACCUCCCCCUGCGAGCACAUCACUCCAGUGCUGUUAACCUCCACUGGCUUCCCAUAUGCUCACGCAUAGACUACAAAAUCCUGGUUCACACCUACCAAGCUAUCCACAACUCUGGACCCAAGUACCGGUCUGACCUCCAUUCUACCCUCCUGCCCCACACGCACCCUUCGCUCCUCCAGAUCCGUCUCCCUUCAGCAGCCCCGCAGCAGACUAAAAUCUAUGGAUGCCAGGACUUUCAGUUGCAUGGCUCCGCUGCCGUGGAACGCACUUCUAGACACUAUUACGGCCGCAGAGUCUCUGUCCUCCUUUAAGGCACAGCUCAAGACUGUGCUGUUCAGAAAAGCUUUCAAGGACAUCUGCUAAUUCUGUUCCCAUGUCCUCCGGAUCUGGCGACACCUGUAUAUAGUUUUGUUUGUGUUUUAUAUUCUGGAUUGUUUAUUAUAAUUUUUGAGCACCUUGGGGGUAACAACAGUUCUUUACAUAUUAAACGUAUUAUUAUUUCUAUCCACCCAUAUUAUGGAGGCAAAUCCUGCCACUGUUCCAUACAGUAGACUCUAGUUCUCAUGCUUUUAUGUUAAUAUUUAUCACAAACCCUCAUUCGCUUGCUUGUUCACAGUGCAGUGAGUACACAUGGUAUUUCAAUAAUGUAGAAAUGCCAAAAGGAAUUCAGUUGUUUCCGGUUAAACAGUCUUCUUGGCAGUCUGUUGACCCCAUUAUGUUGAUUAAUGUACCUCCAUUUAUUACACCAUUACUCAUUGUCAUUAUUACAACGGUAUUAUGCUGUACCUCACUGACAUGCUCUAUUCCUCACGUUGUAUUACACCUCACUUAUUAUGCCAUUACUCACUGUUAUACCUUUUUAUAUGAUGAUAUACCUAAUUUUGACAUACUGUAUACCUCACACCUAAAAUACUGUUAGUCACACUAGUUAGAAAGUCCUUGGUUACUAUUGGGCCUUAUUGGUCAGUUUUGUAUAGAAACUGUCCUUUAUUGGUCAGAAUGUUCUACAAACUUUCUCCCUCUUCAUACCCUGAUCUCUUCCUGUUCCCCCAGACUGCAGGAGAGGAGGCGGAGUUCUGUGGUGGUCAGUCUGCCCGGAUUGGAUGUUUCGCCGGGGGACCUGUUUGUGUCCAAUGGGGCGGCAGACAUACUCAACUUCUCAGGUUAACGCCAAAGCUGCUUUUCUUCACUUUAUUGAUACAUUUUUGUCAACAGCUUGUUUUUGAUUACUUUUAAGACCAGAUUUUAGGCCUACAGUGUUAUUUGUUAUAGAUAUUAUUUUACAGUUACCUACAUAGAGAUCCUAUUAAAUUACUAUUUAAUAUUAGGAAUUAGUUAAGAAAUAGUAUUCUAAUUAUAUGGUUACCUAGCUAUGAUGUUAGUACCUGCAUCAGAAGUUCACUUACACAAAUAUAUAAGCAACAUUCCUUAACUAUUUUCAGAUUAUUGCCACAUUCAGGCAAAAUGAUAAGGCUGUUUGCACUUAAAGCGUCAUUUCCUGUAAAAUCCUAUCUAAUUUACAUUUUCUCAACAGCAGACCUAUGAAGCUAGGCCUUUGUAGAUAAUGACAAUACUGUGUUCUCCGUUUCCACAGACACCAAAAAACCCAAGUGGCCUUUCUCCAUACGUGGCACGGUAUGUGUGCUGUCUGUUUGUUGUUUUCCACCUGCUACACGCCCUAGCUAGCCUGCCCUGCCACCAGUCAGUCUAGUUGUUUGUGGUUUGUUUGCUAGUGCGUUGAAGCUGCCAGUGUGCUCAGGCAAGCUGCAAUGGAAUUAAGGAUAUUGUUCUCUGACCCACUUUUAAUCAAAGCAUAUUAAUGAAUACACUUUCUUCCCCUCUGUUCUCAUGGCCUCCUGAGAUUUCAUAAUGUGUCAACACACUGAGCCAAACCAAUUCAAUCCAAAUCAAUUCAUAUUAAAGGUGUUUGACCAGACUGAUAGAUAGAUGGGCAAAUAUAUGAACAAAACACUAUUUGUGUGUACUGUAGUUCACUGUUCCACUGUUCACUUCCAUAAGUGCAUGACCGUGCACACAAGCGGGCACACACACACACACGCUCGUACUCAUACACAUACGCUCGUACUCAUACACACACAGAUACAUACACACAUUCACUCUUACUAUACACACACACACAUUCCCACUUAGACAAACAGACACUCAUAUCUAUAGUAAAAAGAAAACGGAUUGAUUGUUCAAGUAAUGUUUGACCUGUAUUUGUUCCUCUCAGACUAAAGGGAAAACAACACGCACUUCAUCUGAUAUUGAGAAAUGUCUAUUGAAGGAACGGAUUCAAGACUGGAGGGACACAGACUUCCAGAAGUACAAGGUGAGGAAAGGCAUAUGAACACCAGAGCUGAAGAAGCCCUUUUCCCUCCUAGCUGUGUAAUGUCUAAUUGUUACAUGUCUGCAUUUGUAACUUGGGACCCAGUCAUAAUUGAGUCAGUGCUCCUAAGAAUUACUAUAGGAACAAGGAAGCCCAUGAAACCUAUAAAUGACACAUUGGACGGGAACAAGACUUUAUUGUUGGCCUACGCACAUGACAACCAUACAUUUAUAAACUUUAUCUAGACAGCAGACGAUAAUAGAGUUACAGCAUUGAGGAUAGUAACAAGACAGGUUACAGAAUGCUGUCGCCUUGUACUUAUGACCGCACCGGCACAGCCGUGUUAAAACCACAAUGAAUCAGCCCCCCCGUGUAUUAUGGUUUUAGUAUUAUUCAAAUAACAUAUAUCCAACCAUCCAUCUGUCUUAUCAUUCCCUCCAUCCCCAGGACUGUUCUCUAGAGGAGUUCCUGAGGAACUGUGAUUCGUCUCAGCUGAUGUCUGACUGUGACCCUCAGGACUACAAGAGACAGGAAGCCAUCUGGGAACUCUUCACCAGCGAGUGUGUUUACUUCCUGGAUCAGCUCAUGGUGCUCAAAGAGGUGACUUACUAGAUAUACGCCGCCACACACACACACACACACACACACACACACAUACUUUUGAACAGGAAUGGCGCCUCACCACUGCAACCAAACACCUUUGCUUUGUGUGGCUUUGUUGGGGAACUCUUUCUUCAGCUUUAGAUGAAAUGUUACCUCAUCUCUACUAUGAAAUCGAAUACAGCACAAACAGAUCCAACCCCUCCCUUUUGUUUGUGUUUCUUUGUGUAAUAUCUAAUAUAUUUCUAAUGUGUUUGUGUUUUUAAUGUGUUUAAUUAAAAAUAAAUAUAUAUAUUGUGUCCUUCAGGUGUUUCUGGCCACGCUGACCAACUUGCAGAUGAAGGACUGCCUGCCUGACGUGGACUCUUGGAGGCUGUUUGCCAACCUCAACGAGCUGUGUCUGGUGAGACCAUAGAGCUACAUACUGUAUAUUACAUUAGGUUGGAUUAGUAGGGCUGUGACGGUCAUGGAAUUUUGGAUGGCGGUAACUGGCCAGCCGAAUGACUGCAGCUCCUUAAUAACCGUUUGAAUACUUCUUAUUUUCCUCUCCUGACUGCAUGUGCUGAUAUAGAAAUAGAAUGAAUAGAACGGGCCUCCCCAUUCAAGUCAAUGAUGGCGUAAUGGGACUGGCAGCCAUUGCGAGUGUACCCAUUGGAGCGAUGCAGGAAAUAAAAGCAGGAAGUGUAACCAUCAAUUUGUGCUAUGAUUUGUUGACAUAAAAAAUAUACAUUCCAUUGCAUGAGCCACAUCAGUUUACAUCAUUUGAAUGAACAUUCUACAUUACCAUGGACAUUUUUGCAUCACAAUACCAGGCAGACAUUGCGAGUGUACCCAUGUAAUGAGUUUACCAGUCAAAUUGCCAGGGUUAGAGCUUCCAAGCCGUUCUAUUCAUUCUAUUUCUAUGUGUGCUGCUGCUGCACUGUGGGGGGCGUUGCCUAGGCAACCGAAGACUUGUUUGCUACAACACCUUGCUUGUUUUAGCAAGGAGCAACAAACUUUCUUCACGUUGUUGAGUCCAUUACCGCAGAAACCAUUACAUCUUCAGUCAUCUGUUCAUUCCUAAAGUAUGAUCUUUUUUAACCCCCUAGAGUCGAUUGACACAACAGUGCGUCAAUCUAAGUAACAUGAUAAAAAAAUCCCCAUCAAAAUCCAUCGGUUUUAAGCUAGAGAUAUCUGUGUUGAAAGGUGGCAGAGAUAGAGUGGUGUUUGUCAGACCAUGAGACAUCCCGAAAAUCGGUCUUCUCACGAAAACGUAUGUAGCGUCCGAAUGGUUUGACCUUCAAACUACUAUGACCACUCUAUGUAAAGAGGAGACUCACGAUGGUGGUUUCCGUUUUGCUCUACGACCCCCCACAAGUGUCACGGGACUUGUCUGAAGGUGUGUGUGUAUACAUACAUACAUACAGUACCAGUCAAAAGUUUGGACACCUACUCAAGGGUUUUUCUUUAUUUUUACUAUUUUCUACAUUGUAGAAUAAUAGCGAAGACAUCAAAACUAUAAAAUAACACAUAUGGAAUUAUGUAGUAACCAAAAAAGUGUUAAACAAAUCAAAAUAUAUUUAAAAUUCUUCAAAGUAGCCACCCUUUGCCUUGAUGACAGCUUUGCACACUCUUGGCAUUCUCUCAACCAGCUUCACCUUGAAUGCUUUUUCAACAGUCUUGAAGGAGUUCCCACAUAUGCCGAGCACUUGUUGGCUGCUUUUCCUUCACUCUGCGGUCCGACUCAUCCCAAACCAUCUCAAUUGGGUUGAUGUCGGGGGAUUGUGGUGUCCAGGUCAUCUGAUGCAGCACUCCAUCACUCUCCUUCUUGGUAAAUUAGCCCUUGCAGAGCCUGGAGUGUUGGGUCAUUGUCCUGUUGAAAAACAAAUGAUAGUCCCACUAAGCCCAAACCAGAUGGGAUGGCGUAUCGCUGCAGAAUGCUGUGGUAGCCAUGCUGGUUAAGUGUGCCUUGAAUUCUAAAUAAAUCACAGACAGUGUCACCAGCAAAGCACCCCCACACCAUAACACCACCUCCUCCAUGCUUUACGGUGAGAAAUACACAUGCGGAGAUCAUCCAUUCACCCACACCGCUUCUCACAAAGACACGGCGGUUGGAACCAGAAAUCUCCAAUUUGGACUCAAGACCAAAUUACAGAUUUCCACCGGUCUAAUGUCCAUUGCUCGUGUUUCUUGGUCCAAGUAAGUCUGUUAUUCUUAUUGGUGUCCUUUAGUAGUGGUUUCUUUGCAGAAAUUCGACCAUGAAGGCCUGAUUCACACAGUCUCUUCUGAACAGUUGAUGUUGAGAUUUGUCUGUUACUUGAACUGUGAAGCAUUUAUUUGGGCUGCAAUUUCUGAGGCUGGUAACUCUAAUGAACUUCUCCUCUGCAGCAGAGGUAACUCUGGGUCUUCCAUUCCUGUGGCGGUCCUCAUGAGAGCCAGUUUCAUCAUAGCGCUUGAUGGUUUUUGCAACUGUACUUGAAGAAACGUUCAAAGUUAUUAAAUGUUCCGUAUUGACUGACCUUCAUGUCUUAAAGUAAUGAUGGACUGUCAUUUCUCUUUGCCUAUUUGAGCUGUUCUUGCAUAAUAUGGACUGUUACCAAAUAGGGCUAUCUUCUGUAUAUCCCCCUACCUUGUCACAACACAACUGAUUGGCUCAAACACAUUAAAAGGAAAUAAAUUCCACAAAUUAACUUUUAAGAAGGCACACCUGUUAAUUGAAAUGCAUUCCAGGUGACUACCUCAUGAAGCUGGUUGAGAGAAUGCCAAGAGUGUGCAAAGCUGUCAUCAAGGCAAAGGGUGGCUAUUUGAAGAUUCUCAAUUACAAAAUAUAUUUUGAAUUGUUUAACACUUUUUUGGUUGCUACAUGAUUCCAUAUGUGUUAUUUUAUAGUUUUGAUGUCUUCACUAUUAUUCUACAAUGUAAAAAGAAAGAAAAACCCUUGAAUGAGGAGGUGUGUCCAAACUUUUGACUGGUACUAUAUAUAUAUAUAUAUAUAUAUAUAUAUAUAUAUAUAUAUAUAUAUAUAUAUAUAUAUAUAUAUAUAUAUUACACACACAGUGGGGAGAACAAGUAUUUGAUACACUGCCGAUUUUGCAGGUUUUCCUACUUACAAAGCAUGUAGAGGUCUGUAAUUUUUAUCAUAGGUACACUUCAACUGUGAGAGACGGAAUCUAAAACAAAAAUCCAGAAAAUCACAUUGUAUGAUUUUUAAGUAAUUAAUUUGCAUUUUAUUGCAUGACAUAAGUAUUUGAUACAUCAGAAAAGCAGAACUUAAUAUUUGGUACAGAAACCUUUGUUUGCAAUUACAGAGAUCAUACGUUUCCUGUAGGUCUUGACCAAGUUUGCACACACUGCAGCAGGAAUUUUGGCCCACUCCUCCAUACAGACCUUCUCCAGAUCCUUUAGGUUUCGGGGCUGUCGCUGGGCAAUACGGACUUUCAGCUCCCUCAAGAUUUUCUAUUGGGUUCAGGUCUGGAGACUGGCUAGGCCACUCCAGGACCUUGAGAUGAUUCUUACGGAGCCACUCCUUAGUUGCCCUGGCUGUGUGUUUCGGGUCGUUGUCAUGCUGGAAGACCCAGCCACGACCCAUCUUCAAUGCUCUUACUGAGGGAAGGAGGUUGUUGGCCCAUCCAUCCUCCGCUCAAUACGGUGCAGUCGUCCUGUCCCCUUUGCAGAAAAGCAUCCCCAAAGAAUGAUGUUUCCACCUCCAUGCUUCACGGUUGGGAUGGUGUUCUUGGGGUUGUACUCAUCCUUCUUCUUCCUCCAAACACGGCGAGUGGAGUUUAGACCAAAAAGCUCUAUUUUUGUCUCAUCAGACUACAUGACCUUCUCCCAUUCCUCCUCUGGAUCAUCCAGAUGGUCAUUGGCAAACUUCAGACGGGCCUGGACAUGCGCUGGCUUGAGCAGGGGGACCUUGCGUGCGCUGCAGGAUUUUAAUCCAUGACGGCGUAGUGUGUUACUAAUGGUUUUCUUUGAGACUGUGGUCCCAGCUCUCUUCAGGUCAUUGACCAGGUCCUGCCGUGUAGUUCUGGGCUGAUCCCUCACCUUCCUCAUGAUCAUUGAUGCCCCACGAGGUGAGAUCUUGCAUGGAGCCCCUGACCGAGUCGAUUGACCGUCAUCUUGAACUUCUUCAAUUUUCUAAAAAUUGCGCCAACAGUUGUUGCCUUCUCACCAAGCUGCUUGCCUAUUGUCCUGUAGCCCAUCCCAGCCUUGUGCAGGUCUACAAUUUUAUCCCUGAUGUCCUUACACAGCUCUCUGGUCUUGGCCAUUGUGGAGAGGUUGGAGUCUGUUUGAUUGAGUGUGUGGACAGGUGUCUUUUAUACAGGUAACGAGUUCAAACAGGUGCAGUUAAUACAGGUAAUGAGUGGAGAACAGGAGGGCUUCUUAAAGAAAAACUAACAGGUCUGUGAGAGCUGGAAUUCUUACUGGUUGGUAGGUGAUCAAAUACUUAUGUCAUGCAAUAAAAUGCAAAUUCAUUACUUAAAAAUCAUACAAUGUGAUUUUCUGGAUUUUUGUUUUAGAUUCAGUCUCUCACAGUUGAAGUGUACCUAUGAUAAAAAAUGACAGACCUCUACAUGCUUUGUAAGUAGGAAAACCUGCAAAAUCGGCAGUGUAUCAAAUACUUGUUCUCCCCACUGUGUAUGUGUGUGUGUGUGUAUAUAUAUAUAUAUAUAUAUAUAUACUUUUUUUUUAAAGCUUUCUUAUAUUUACGUUUUACAUUUUAGUUAUAUCUCCUAGAUAUAGGACAGACACUUCAAAACCUUGUUCUUUGAAUGUCUUUUUUGCCAUUUAUGAAUGUGUUAUUCAAUGCGUUUCUCUGGGCUAUAGUAGUAAAAGCCAAAUUCAUUUUUUUUCAAAAAAAAUUUGAUACCUAAAAGGGUCCUAAAAUUAUAAAUCAAAUUGCUAAAUGAUCCAUUAUGACCAUUUUAAAACAAUUCCAAAUGUCAGCUUAGAACCGAUCUCUAUUAUACUCUAUUAUAUGACUACACAGCAAUAGUCUAUGGCAUGACAUCUUCAUGUAGACUUUGUCUAUCUAUGAUAUUACAUUUUCUUGUGGACUCUGUAAUGUGAUGUGUUGUUCCCCAGGUGAGCUUUGGCUUCCUCACCAGCCUGCUGCAUGUCAUCAAGGAGUCCUGGAAGAUUCCAGUAGCAGGGGGCGGGCCCACCCCCACCCUGCAGGAGCUCCUCCUCAAGGUAUGGACACACACACAAACACACACACGUUCAAAUACUUGAAUGCACAAGCACACGUGUUUACACACACAGAGAAUAUUCUAUUCUACUGUAAUUUACUUUACAUUUGUAUUCUUAGAUUGUAUUAUUUUGUUGCGUUGUCGAGAAGGAACCUACACGUAAGCAUUUCGUUGGACGGUGUAUGCCAUGUGUAUCCUGUACAUACGACUAAUACAACUUGAAACAGGCGCGCACACACACACUCAUUAUAAACCAGAGAACAAGUAUAAAAUCAUAAGUAUCAAUAUAAUUAGUCAUGUGUUGUUUUAAAAAGUGACCUACUCAAAUAUGGUAUACUAGACGUAAAUCUCUAUCACCCUCCAUGAAAUUAUCUAUGAAUAAGUAGCACAGUUUUUCCUGUGGCCCAGCAGCUUUUUUUCUUUUCCAAAUGAUAUACUGUCUAUACACACCACAUAUUUAUAUUCUGGAUUCCUACACUCUACUUUGGAUUGUUAUUUCUUGAUGAGAAUUGUAGCAUUAUUUAUGUAUUUUAAUUGUAUUAAACAUUCUACUGCACUGUUGGAGCUAGUAACAUAAGCAUUUCGCUGCACUUGCUAUAAUAGUGGUUCCCAACCAGGGGUACAUUUUUUACAUUUGAUUCAUUUAGCCGACGCUCUUAUCCAGAGCGACUUACAGUUAGUGCAUUCAUCUUACUAGGACCCCUGGGGGUACUUGGCCUAUCCAUAGGGGGUACUUGAGAAGACCCAUGAGACCAUAGGCUUACUGGUAAAAUGCACAUGAGGGGGUACUCCAGGGGUACUCCUGGCAGAGCAAAAUUCAGUUGGUGGUACAGUAACCCAAAAAGGUUGGGAACCACUGUGCUAUUACACCGGCAAAUCUGUGUACACGACCAAUAAACUUUGAUGAGAUUUUUCUGUUUCUCUAUGAGCUUACUGCUUAGCUAACCAUUUACAUAUAUCUCUCUCUAUCUGUUGGCAGGCGAUCCGGGAGAGCAUAUGCCACUGUCUGCAGAAAUACUGCCUCAACUAUUCCACUGCACUCUUUUAUCUGGACAGCCUGAAGCACAGAGAGGACUUUGGCUCCUACGUGAAGGUACACUGUACUGCAGGCCGGAGCCGCCGAGCGCUGCUUAUUUGGAACUAUAAAUCAGGGUUGGUUGGGGCAAGGUUGCGCUGUACCUUGUCCCUAACAACCACACACAAUAAUGCAGUAAGGUAGGAUAGAACCGGGUCAAGUGUGAGCGAACAGAGUCACUGGGGCUCGCUGACAAUUGGAAUGUGACAAUUAGUCUCCUGCGAUUGUGACUCUUUCUUUUUUGCAACCCUGCUGUUUUUUUGCUCUCAGCUGAGAUCAUUUUUCUUCCUCACAACUUCCCUUUCCCUCCUACCCUACCCCAUCCCUCAGUUCUCCCUAAUACGUGCUCUCUUUCACUCUUACUUCCUGACCUGUCUCUUCUCUUUCUCUUAUUUUCUCCCACACUCUUACUCAAUUGCUUUCUCUCUCAAUAUCAGAUUUUGUCACAGACUUACUUAUCAACCUACUUAUAGUACUUAAUUUGGCUUUAACUCUCUCUCCCCUCUAUGCUCUCUCUCUCUCUCCCCUUUACGCUCUCUCUCUCUCUCUCCCCUCUACCUCCUCUCCUCUCUCCCCUCUAACCGCUCGCUCCCCCUCUACGCUCUCUCUCUCUCUCUCUCACACUCUACGCUCUCUCUCUCUCCUCUUCUCACUCUCCUCCCUUUCCCCUCUACGACGCUCUCUCUCCUCUCAUCUCCGCUCUGCACCCCCCCCCUCUACCCUCUCUCUACUCUCUCUCUCUCUCCCUCUCUACGCUCUCUUCUCUCUCCCCUCUACGCUCUCUCUCUCUCUCCCCUCUACGCUCUUCGCUCUCUCCCUCUAUCUCUCUCUCCCCUCUACGCUCUCCUCUCUCUCUCUCUCCCCUCUACCGCUCUCUCUCUCCCCUCUACGCUCUCGCUCUCUCUCCCUCUACCCUCGCUCUCUCUCUCCUCCCUCUCGCUCUCCCCUCUCGCGCUCUCCUCUCUCCCCUCUACGCUCCUCUCUCUCUCCUCCUCUCUCUCCCUCUAAUCCUCUCUCUCUCUCUCUCUCCCCCUCUUUCCCCUCUCUCUCUCUCUCCCCUCUCGCCUCUCUCUCUCAUCCCCUCUACUCUCUCUCUCUCUCUGCCCCCCUACGCCUCUCUCUCUCUCUCCCUCUACUUACGCUCUCUCUCUCCCCUCUCUACGCUCUCGUCUCUCUCAUCUCAUCUCCGUCUCCUCCAUCUCUGCCGUCUCUCCUCUCUCCCCUCUACGCGCUCUCUCUCUCCCCUCUACGUGCUCUCUCUCCCCUCUACGCGCUCUCUCUCCCCUCUACGCUCUCGCUCUCUCUCCUCUAUGCUCUCUUUCUCUCUCUCUCCUCUCUACGCUCUCUUUCUCUCUCUCUCUCUCCCCUCUACGCUCUCUUUCUCUCUCCCCUCUACGCUCUCUCUCUCUCCCCUCUACGCUCUCUCUCUCCCCACUACGCUGUCUUUGUCUCUCUCUCUCCCCUUCCUUCUUAGUGGUGUGAGAGGAACCAGGAGUGUCGGAGACUGCAGUUGCGUGACCUGUUGGUGGCGCCGUUGCAACGUCUGACCCGCUACCCCCUGCUGCUGAAGAACGUGGGGAAGAGGAGCCGGACGGAGGAGGAGGAGAGCGCCCUGCAGAGAGUGGUGGACCAGGUGGACACCUCCAUAUGUGAGCAUCCCCCUCCUUCACCCUUGCCACUGAAACACUGUAUUGUAAAACCCCAUCACUACACAGGCUGCUGUACCAUAUCUCCUAUUUGCCUGGCCUUGAACAGAUGCAUCUGGUGAGGCUCUUUGAUGUUUUCAGCAUGAUGCGUCAAUCAUGAAGGGGGCUGUGCGUUUAUACUGGUUGGUUUUCCUCUGAGUCUUUUUCACUCAAACACCCACACAGCCCCUGAACACUGCCCGCUUCACAACUGUUCAUUUUCAAUUAAAAACAGAAAGUCUUAUUUCCCCAUAACAUCCAAUGAGAAUAACAAAAUAGCUUUGCCAGACCAUUGCCUACAAUGUGUACAACAUGGUCAGGAUCUCAGGCGAAUCUGAUAUUUCUACAAAACAGUGCAACCUUACCACACUACUUUAUUGCACAUUCUUACUGCAACACAUGACUACGUUACGUUACCCCUCACCACCACACUGACUCUCUAUAGUCAGUGGAUCAUCACACAUAUUAUUAGUGUAAAUAAAUCUGACUUGGAAUUCUGUGAAGCCAUUAUUGGAUUAUCUGGGUUAUUUGCAUAAUGGCUGAUGUUAUCAGCUGAGGUGACUCAUCUAAACCUAAUUCAACAGUAGUUAGUCAUCACUAGUGGCUCCUCUGUCUCUAACCACAACAUGAACGUUUUUGCCAUGUAAGGAAACUUUAACAUACACAAGCAGAGUCAGUCAGCUAUCCUCUCCUGUGUCUUACUAUGGAGGAAAACAUAGAAAUAGAAUUCUAAAUGGCCACCGGUCCUCCUAUCACCCCCAUUGACUUGAAUGGAGAUGCCAUUCUAGGAGUUCUAUUUCUACGUAGGAAACAGCAGCCCUGCCGUUCAGGCCAUCAGCUCUAGGGGUUUUUCUGACAGAGCUAUGUGGGCUUUUGUCAGCCACUUACACAUCUCCUGGCUUAACUCACAUCUUCACGCCCAUUACAAAAUAUACACUGUGGAAAAGUUAAUUUGCACACAGUCUUCUCAGCAAAUACAACCAAGGGGGAUAUACAAAUACAUGUAUUUUAGAAAUGGUAACAAAUAGGCAGUUUGUUUGUUUGUUUGUUUGGGCAGCAACCAAAAUCUGUGACAGUUGAAGUCUUCUCUGCGUGCCUGUACUUGCAGACGCGUUUUGGUGGUUCACUCUAUAACUAGAUGGACAGGACCGGCUGUGGGGAAAUGUGUACCAGUAUUGUACCUUGAAUGUGAUUGUUAUUGUAUAUCGAACCUGCUUUUUCUAUUCCAGUGCUUUUACUGUGUGCUUCAAAGUUCUUUCCCAUAGCCAGGGUGUGACUGUACAGACAAUAACAGAGGUAUACAGGGAGUUGAUGAGGCCUGGGAAUAGCAUUGUCACAAUGGCAGGCUGGGCUGAAUAGGUCAAUGUUUAAUGGGUGCGGUGGGUGUAUACAGUAAGAGGUGGGCGCAGUCUAAUCUCUGAAUGUGAUUGUUGCAUCAUAGAUCACACCUAUGUUGAGACACACAGACAACUGUCGUCAUCAUUUAAUGAUAUCCGUAUCAGCAACUUUUGAGAUGCAACAUCAGAGAUACAAUUUCAAAUUGCUUUGUUUCAUUGCCAAUGCCAGACAAAUUGAUAGUUCAAUAAAAAUUGUGCACAUAGCUGAACAUUUUACAAAGUACAUUUACGUCAUUUAGCAGAUGCUCUUAUCCAGAGCGACUUACAAUUAGUGAGUGCAUACAUCUUUCAUACUGGCCCCCCGUGGGAAGUAUGUACUAUAGUACUAUAUUAUUAAAUUAAUAUGAAGUUACAUAAAUUAUAUUAAUAUAAUCUGAUGACAACAAAGUGACAUCCUUGUUAAGACUGUUAUGUGUGUUCCAAAGCCAGGAAUACGCCAGCCAGAAUCGAUGUUCCUAAUUAGUGUGCACUGCUCACUAUCAAACAGUGGUGGAGUGGAAUGCAGUUUAGUGUCCUUGUUGGUUUGUUUGUGUCACACACAUCCCUCCCCCUCUGUGUGUGGUUGUGUGUGUGUUGUGUGGGUGUGUUUUGUUGUGUGUGUGUGGGUGUGUUUUGUAGGUGAUCUGGAGGGCAAAGUCAAAUGGCUGGACAACUACCAGAAGGUGAAACAGCUGAGAGAUGCCCUGGUGUGGCUGCCAGUGUGGGAGAGAGGCAAGCGGGCCUUCGUCCCUGAGGUAAGGGUCCAUUCACAAUAGUGAGAGAGUUGAGCUUUGAAUACCAAACUGGGUUUGCACAAAUACAUAAUAGAAUAUAAUUCACUUAAUUGACUUAAUCCUCUUAGUUCCUGGAGGAACAUGGGCCUCUGUACUUAGUUCCUGGAGGAACAUGGGCCUCUGUACUUAGUUCCUGGAGGAACAUGGGCCUCUGUACUUAGUUCCUGGAGGAACAUGGGCCUCUGUACUUAAGCUUUCCAAUGAUGCUGGUCUUGGGUUGGUGUCUUUACCUCUGGCCACGAAAAAUGGAUAUUCUUUGGUUUGGAUUAGAAUAGAACAGAUCAUAUGGUUAACGUUUGAUACACAAGUCAGAUACAGUACAACAACAACUUAGCUGUAUCUUGAAUGAUAUCAAUGCAUUGAUGUAAAGUAAAGAGAAAGCUGUCUGAAGCAUCUUAGUUUUUUCAGAUAAAAAUCAAGUGAUAUCUGAACAUCAUGAUCCGCAAAGCUAGAUAUGCAUGCAAGAGAUAUAACGGUGUGAUAUGAUAAAAAUAAAAUAUACUCCCACCACAUAUGAACUCGUAAGAAUGCAAAUAAAUUAUGCGUCUACCCACAACCUAACCUCAGCCCUUCAUUUGGCUAUGAACAGAAUCUGAAGCAUCUCCUGAAAGCAGUCACCCUGGAAAACCUCAUCGCUCGUCGGAGCCUCCUGCACGAGGGCAAACUAGUGCUCACAGGUCGGUGACAUACAGAGUAAUCAGACAAGACUAAUUAUAAUUACGUUUGAAGUACUGUAGUUUUACAUCGGCCAUGUCCUGACAUCAUCUCUAUAUGUGUUACCACCAGAGAAUGCCAAGCUGCAUGAUGUGUACCUGUUUCUCUUUGACGAGUUCCUCCUCAUCACCAAGAUCAAGAGGAACAAGAAGGUAGGACCCAUAUCUAUAUGAUUUUCUCACAUAUAUACUUAACUACAUAUGUAUUAUAACUUACUUAACAACUACCUACGUAUAGUACUUAAAACAACUACUUACGUAUAGUACUUAAUCCUCUAAUAAUCCCCCCCCCCCCGUUUAGAAGUCCACAGGUCCUGAACAGAAUCCUUUGCGCCUCCCUCAGAACCAGGAGUUUGACCAGCUGCUGAAGGAGGGCUGUACAUUCACCGUCCUGGACCAGCCCGUCUCGCUGGACCGCCUCCAGCUCAAGAGCGUCGACCAACUCAACGCAGCAGGUGGGGAGGGAUCAACACCUGCAUGAUAUAUUAAUUGAAAAAGGCCAGCACUCAAUUAUAUAGUUUCCACAGUUUAAGGAACAUGUCCUAGUAACACACACAAGCAUUUUGGCUUUUGUCAACCUUAAUGUGAUUGUCAAAUCAAAGUUUAUUUGUCAUAUGCACAGGAUACAGCGGGGAGUAAAUGGUAAAAUGACAUGCUUAGUUGCAAGCUCUCCUCUCAACAGUGCAGUAACUUAACAGUGUAUGUUUUUAUGGAAAAUAAUGUACAACCUGAUCCCAGGACCUCAUCACUGAUUUAAACAUAGGCCUAUGAACAUCUACUAAUCUAUUACAUUUAGGCUAUUUGGCACUUGUUCACACCUCUUGCUUUACUUCAGGGUUUCCCAAACUCAGUCCUCGGGACCCCAAGGGGUGUACAUUUUGAUUUGUGAUGUAGCACUACACAUCUGAUUAAAUAAUCAACUAAUCAUAAACUUUGAUCAUUUGAAUCAGCUGUGUAGUGUUGGGGCAAAAACCAAAACGUGCACCUCCAAGGGAUCCCGAGGACAGUUUGGGAAACGCUGCUUUACUUACUGAUAAGAUACUGACUUGAUAUCAAUAAUGAAACCUAUGAUAAAAACAUAUUGUGCAAUCCACAGUUAUCUAAACCGCAGAUUAGUAAUCUGUAAUCGAUUACAGUAUCAGUCCUGAGUUAUUUGUUCAGUACUCUUCCUUCUGUACUGCUUAUGUGUGUUUGCAACAGAACUGGUCCCGUGUGGCUCAGUUGGUAGAGCAUGGCGCUUGCAAUGCCAGGGUUGUGGGUUCGAUUCCCACAGGGACCAGUACGAAAAUGUAUGCAUUCACUACUGUAAAUCACUCUGGAUAAGCGCAUCUGCUAAAUGUAAACUGAGUUGUAUUCAUUAGAAGCAAAAGGGCCAAAACAGGGAGGCACUACCUGAACUUCCAAUAAGAAACGCUUGCUUUCAUUUUCCGGGACAAAACUUUUUCUAUGUUUUUCUACGGUGUGCACUAAUGAAUAUGACCCUGCCAUGUUUCCUCCUUCUCUUCUCAGCGUCAGGGCUACCCCAAUCCUUCAUCAUCAUGCACCAGAACCGCUACCAGCAGUGUAUCGCUGCCUUCGUUCUACAAGCGCCGUCCGAGGCCGUCAAGGUACAGUAAGAGCACUCUGAACUUAAAGUAAACGCACUGUACGUGUUGUAGGCCUAACAAAAACACUGUAUUUUUACAUUGCAUACCGAUUUGGUUGUUCAUGUGUAAAUGCACCAUGGUGUCUGGCAACAUUUCGUUAUGUGGUAUCUCAUGUUACGCUAUCUUAUGUAAGGCAUGGAUCUAUCAUUAUCAUGAAAUUCCCAUCUCAAACAGCAGGGUCAAAGAUUAUUAAUUUUAGAUGAGUUGCUAGUUGAAUACUGCCAUAUAAAAUCCUUCAUUCAUCACCAUGUUUAAUUCCCAUGCCUGAUAAUAAUCAUUGUUGAGCUAUUUACAGUCUAUAUUUGUCUAGGAGAUUUUCUCUGAGCAAACAUACAAAUUGCUAUCCUCCCAGAAAUCAAGUGACUCGCUCCAGUUAGUGUUUGUCAUAGUGCUGAGCGAUUUAGUGCUUUUUGAGGUUGUUUCGGUCCGAUUAUUUAAAAAAGAAUCAUGGCUUUCGGUUUAAAUGUAUUUUUGACAUUAAAAGCACUGUGCAUUAUGUGGGUUGAAUGCUGUAACAACACAGAAUAAAACAAUUAAUUUAAGUCCCAUGAUGGUAGUGACUGCCCAUUACUGCUUAUCACUUAUGAACCAUAAUUUAUUCACAUUACUUUAAUAAAAUAUUUGUUUUAUUUGAUGACUAUUUAAUUCCAAGUCAUCUCAUCUCUAAAGAGCUGCUGCCUAUGCUGUCUUACAAAAUCACUAUUUUUGUAGUUGUUCAAAGUAAAUAAGGCAUACUUUUAUGACUUCUGAAUACCAACUAUCAAGAUCAACUGCUUUCUAUCCCUCUCGAUUGCUAGUUCUCUCUUCUCUGUCUGUGUCCUGCUCCGCACAGAUGAACAAGUUUAAGUGGGCCCGCAAUGGAUUAGGGUCAUUGUAGUUAAUUACCAUGUUUUAUUUUACUAAACUAUGUAAAAUAUUGGCCUAUUGGAAACUACAACUCCCUACUACAUUGCACAGUUCAGGCUUGAUCUGAUUUAUCUCUACAGAAACUGCACAUCGAGCUCACAGAAAAAAACUGAACGAAAUGGAAUUCAAAUAAUAGAACAGACUUCAGUCAAUCAAAUAACCUACAUUUCGGUUAAUUGCUCAGCACUAGUUGGUCAUCAGACGAUCGGACACAAGCAGAGAAGUGUGUAUUCCAAUACCUUGCUCGUUGAUACAUCUAGGUUAGGUGGAAUAUCCUUCAUUACUAGGCAUGAGUGAGGUUGCAAAGGGUGGGUAUAUUACUGGAAACUUUCAAAGUUUACCAGUAAACUACCAGAAUUUUGGUGUCUUUCAAUGAUUUUAUGUAAUUAUCACGACAUCUAGUGACCCUUUUGGGUACUUCAGAUUAUCACAGGUGUCUAAUCUCUGGCCCUCUCUCUGGCAUUAUCACGUGGAAAAUAUAUUUAAUAAUUCAAUAAGAUUAUUUUUUAAAUAAAAAAUAUAAAGCUGUAAAACAUUAUCGUUAAUAUAAACCAACUUAAGUCCCGAUUCCAAUUUAGGAAAUUAUGCCUUUCUCAGUAGUUGGUAUUCAGACUUACCUUGUGCAGGUGCAAAACAGGCUUUGCAGGCGUGGUUCCCUUGCACACUCUGAUUAAAUGUAAUUAAACUGUUGAAAACCCUCCCACUUGCUGGCAUCAGAUUUUCUCCUGGAGUGUUCAUUCAAUAGGGUUGUCAGUACAUUUAUCUUAAUGGUGUACCUUUUUAUUUGAAUAUUGUUGACAGACUAGAAUACAUUGAGAGAACAGGUUCAGAAAAUAGGGAUCAGUUCGCUGCAGCUAGCGACUGGAGUGAGCUGCAAAAAAACACUCAAACUGGACAGUUUUAUCUCCAUCUCUACAUUCGGACUCAAUCAUGGACACGCUUACUAACACUUGUGGCUGCUUCACGUGAUGUAUUGUUGUCUCAACCUUUUUGCCCUUUGUGCUGUUGUCUGUGCCUAACAAUGUUUGGACCAUGUUUGUGGUGCUAACAUGUUGUGCUAAUGCCAUGUUGUCAUGUUGUGUUGCUGCCAUGCUUUGUUGUUGUAUGGAGUGUUGUGGUGUCUCUCUUGUCGUGAUGUGUGUUUUUGUCCUAUAUUUUUAUUUUUAAUCCCAGCCCCCGUCCCAGCAGGAGGCUUUUUGCCUCUUGGUAAGCCAUAAUUUUGUUCUUAAUUGACUUGCCUAGUUAAAUAAAAAUACAAAAUAAAAAUGAAAGAAACCAUCUAAAUAUAUGCAUAUUCAUCUCCGUUUCAACACCGACUGGUAGAUGUAAAAACUCUGAUCUUGUAGAUUAUGUAGGCACAUUUUGGGGUUAGGAAAGUAUAUAUGAAUCAUUAAAAAAAAGCAGGUUUAGAGCCUUAACGCACUAAAUAUAUUGAUGAAUUAAAAAUAGUGGUUUGAUUCAUCCUGAAAGUUGUCAUAUUCAAGUUCAAUCCAUGAAAUAUUGGAAAGUGGAUGAAAGUGUACAAUAGGGGUUGAACAAGUCCUAUAAAUCCACCUUAAUUCUCACUAAUCAUGGAACUGUAUGACAACGGUCCAGUCGUCAUGAACCAUCCGCCAGGCUCCAGGUUUAACCUGCUACGUGUGGUCUGAGUUCCAUAAUGAUUCAAAUAGGCCACAUGUCCCAAAUUAUUUCACAACGUUAGCCUAAUAAGAUCCACUAAUGCUAGUGACCCUCAGGAACAACUUACACGGACGUGACAGAGGAAAGAAAGGUAAACGGAAUGGAAUGAUGUGAAAUGUAAGUUACAAAUAGAAGAAAACAAACACUAAAGUGACAGUUAUAAAUGUAUGUGGGUGUUACUGACGGUGCCUCCCGAUACUGGCAAAUAUUUAACAUGAUACAAAUUGUGAAAUAAAACUGAGAAAUGCAUGGACAUAGGCUAUAAUUAAAACAUUCUAAAGGCAUACAUCAAAUUAUGAGGACACACACAAUUACAAUUCUGAAUAACGGCACAGCUACAGUGGGGGGAAAAAAGUAUUUAGUCAGCCACCAAUUGUGCAAGUUCUCCCACUUAAAAAGAUGAGAGAGGCCUGUAAUUUUCAUCAUAGGUACACGUCAACUAUGACAGACAAAUUUGAGGGAAAAAAAUCCAGAAAAUCACAUUGUAGGAUUUUUUAUGAAUUUAUUUGCAAAUUAUGGUGGAAAAUAAGUAUUUGGUCACCUACAAACAAGCCAGAUUUCUGGCUCUCACAGACCUGUAACUUCUUCUUUAAGAGGCUCCUCUGUCCUCCACUCGUUACCUGUAUUAAUGGCACCUGUUUGAACUUGUUAUCAGUAUAAAAGACACCUGUCCACAACCUCAAACAGUCACACUCCAAACUCCACUAUGGCCAGCUGUCAAAGGACACCAGAAACAAAAUUGUAGACCUGCACCAGGCUGGGAAGACUGAAUCUGCAAUAGGUAAGCAGCUUGGUUUGAAGAAAUCAACUGUGGGAGCAAUUAUUAGGAAAUGGAAGACAUACAAGACCACUGAUAAUCUCCCUCGAUCUGGGGCUCCACGCAACAGCUCACCCUGUGGGGUCAAAAUGAUCACAAGAACGGUGAGCAAAAAUCCCAGAACCACACGGGGGGACCUAGUGAAUGACUUGCAGAGAGCUGGGACCAAAGUAACAAAGCCUACCAUCAGUAACACACUAUGCCGCCAGGGACUCAAAUCCUGCAGUGCAAGACGUGUCCCCCUGCUUAAGCCAGUACAUGUCCAGGCCCGUCUGAAGUUUGCUAGAGUGCAUUUGGAUGAUCCAGAAGAGGAUUGGGAGAAUGUCAUAUGGUCAGAUGAAACCAAAAUAGAACUUUUUGGUAAAAACUCAACUCGUCGUGUUUGGAGGACAAAGAAUGCUGAGUUGCAUCCAAAGAACACCAUACCUACUGUGAAGAAUGGGGGUGAAAACAUCAUGCUUUGGGGCUGUUUUUCUGCAAAGGGACCAGGACGACUGAUCCGUGUAAAGGAAAGAAUGAAUGGGGCCAUGUAUCGUGAGAUUUUGAGUGAAAACCUCCUUCCAUCAGCAAGGGCAUUGAAGAUGAAACGUGGCUGGGUCUUUCAGCAUGACAAUGAUCCCAAACACACCGCCCGGGCAACGAAGGAGUGGCUUCGUAAGAAGCAUUUCAAGGUCCUGGAGUGGCCUAGCCAGUCUCCAGAUCUCAACCCCAUAGAAAAUAUUUGGAGGGAGUUGAAAGUCCGUGUUGCCCAGCGACAGCCCCAAAACAUCACUGCUCUAGAGGAGAUCUGCAUGGAGGAAUGGGCCAAAAUACCAGCAACAGUGUGUGAAAACCUUGUGAAGACUUACAGAAAACGUUUGACCUGUGUCAUUGCCAACAAAGGGUAUAUAACAAAGUAUUGAGAAACUUUUGUUAUUGACCAAAUACUUAUUUUCCACCAUAAAUUGCAAAUAAAUUCAUUAAAAAUCCUACAAUGUGAUUUUCUGGAUUUAUUUUCCUCAUUUUGUCUGUCAUAGUUGACGUGUACCUAUGAUGAAAAUUACAGGCCUCAUCUUUUUAAGUGGGAGAACUUGCACAAUUGGUGGCUGACUAAAUUAUUUUUUCCCCCACUGUAUUUAUAGCCUAUUACACUGUGGAAAGGGGCUGCAAUACGUUAUGAUUUUCAGUUUGGUUUCAUAUAGCUGGUUUCACAUUCGUCUCCAGGGAUAAUAAGGAAAGAUCUUCUAAAACAAUUGCUGUGUGUAUUUACAAUCCCCUUCUCCAAACGGAUUACUCAUUUACCGAGCUCUAAUCAAUAGCUCCUGUCCAUUUAAUAAAAUUACAGUGCAUGGAGAAUGCUGUUAUUUUUAUCGGAACAAAGAUACGUUUUUUCCACUUAGAACCGGCAGGUUUGCUCAACCUUAUUCAUGGUUUCCUCGCGCAUAAAGGUGGUGGAAUUAAGUCAAGGUCAAAAUAUGGCUUAUCAGUAGACGCACCUCAGCCACACCUUCAUUUCUUAGAUCUCCACCCCAAACAAAUAGUGGGUGAAUAGCAUGCUAUUUUCAUGCUUAAAUUCAAGGUCAGAACGCGCAUAAAAAGGAACGUUCCAUUUACGCGCGCUUAACCCGGGUCUGAAUCGGGGCAUAGUGAAUACCAUUUGUGUUUUAAUAUGAGUGUUUCGGCAUGGAAUAUAAUUUAUUAAUUUUUUACACUUUAAUUUAUUUGUCCAUAUGUACAGUACCAGUCAAAAGUUUGGACACCAACUCAUUCAAGGGUUUUUCUUUAUUUUUUACUAUUUUCUGCAUUGUAGAAUAAUAGUGAAGACAUCAAAACUAUGAAAUAACACAUGGAAUCAUGUAGUAUCCAAAAAAGUGUUAAACAAAUCAAAAUAUAUUUUAUAUUUGAGAUUCUUCAGAUAGCCACCCUUUGCCUUGAUGACAGCUUUGCACACUCUUGGCAUUCUCUCAACCAGCUUCACCUGGAAUGCUUUUCCAACAGUCUUGAAGGAGUUCCCACAUAUACUGAGCACUUGUUGGCUGCUUUUCCUUCACUCUGCCGUCCGACUCAUCCCAAACUAUCUCAAUUGGGUUGAGGUCGGGGGAUUGUGGAGGCCAGGUCAUCUGAUGCAGCACUCCAUCACUCUCCUUCUUGGUCAAAUAGCCCUUGCACAGCCUGAGGUGUGUUGGGUCAUUGUCCUGUUGAAAAACAAAUGAGAGUCCCACUAAGCCCAAACCAGAUGGGAUGGCGUAUCGCUGCAGAAUGCUGUGGUAGCCAUGCUGGUUAAGUGUGCCUUGAAUUCUAAAUCAAUCGCUGAUAGUGUCACCAGCAAAACACCCCCACAUCAUGACACCUCCUCCCCCAUGCUUUAUGGUGGGAACUACACAUGCGGAGAUCAUCCGUUCACCCACACCGCAUCUCACAAAGACACGGCGGUUGGAACCAGAAAUCUCCAAUUUGCACUCCAGACAAAAGGACAAAUUUCCACCUGUCUGUCCAUGCUCGUGUUUCUUGGCCCAAGCAGGUCUCUUCUUAUUAUUGGUGUCAUUUAGUAAUGGUUUCUUUGCAGCAAUUCGACCAUGAAGGCCUGAUUCACACAGUCCCCUCUGAACAGUUGAUCUUGAGAUGUGUCUGUGACUUGAACUCUGUGAAGCAUUUAUUUGGGCUGCAAUUUAUGAGGCUGGUAACUCUAAUGAACUUAUCCUUUGCAGCAGAGGUAACUCUGGGUCUUCCAUUCCUGUGGCGGUCCUCAUGAGAGCCAGUUUCAUCAUAGCGCUUGACAGGUUUUGCGACUGCACUUGAAGAAAUUUUCAAAGUUCUUGAAAUGUUCUGUAUUGACUGACCUUCAUGUCUUAAAGUAAUGAUGGACUCGUUUCUCGUUGCUUAUUUGAGCUGUUCUUGUCAUAAUAUGGACUUGGUCUUUUACCAAAUAGGGCUAUCGUCUGUAUACCCCCCCUACCUUGUCACAACACAACUGAUUGGCUCAAACGCAUUAAGAAGGAAAGCAAUUCCACAAAUUAACUUUUAGAAGGCACACCUGUUAAUUGAAAUGCAUUCCAGGUGACUACCUCAUGAAUCUGGUUGAGAGAAUGCCAAGAGUGUGCAAAGCUGUCAUCAUGGCAAAGGGUGGCUAUUUGAAGAAAAUCAAAUAUAAAAUAUAUUUUGAUGUGUUUAACACUUUUUUGGUUACUACAUGAUUCCAUAUGUGUUAUUUUAUAGUUUUGAUGUAUUCACUAUUAUUCUACAAUGUAAAAAAUAGUAAAAAUAAAGAAAAACCCUUGAAUGAGUAGGUGUCCAAACUUUUCACUGGUAGUGUAUUUGUCAAACUCGUGGCAGUUGUAAAAAAAAAAGUAUAUAGUUGGUUGAGUUACAGAGGUAAUAGAAAAUAAUCCCAUUGUAGAUGUAAUUUUUAUCAAAUAGGCUAUUUUCUCUUGAACCAUAUGGUCUAUAUACUAGAAACUCAUGGACAAUAUGGACACAGAUAUAAAAAAAUGAUAUAUAUUUAAUACUUUUUUUUUUGUUAUUCAAGAAUAAUGACCAAAGUUACGAUAAUUGCCAUAGACAUUGUUAAUUAACAAAAUUACUGGUCGCUUUGCAACCCUAGGCAUGAGUUAGUGAGCCAAGUAUCCUCAUGGUACCCUGUGAGUGUGUCAAGUUUAAUUUCAAGUGCAUUUCAAAGGUCACAACACACUUUACAUGAUUUAAAAAAGAACAAAACGAUGUAGAAAGGGGAACAAUAUCAACCACAAUACAAAUGUGUGCGUUUCCAGAGGGUGUGGAUCUCAGAGAUAGAGGGCGCUGUGACGACACUGCUGAGACUGGAUUCCCAGCAGCCUCCCCGGGUGAAGAGCUCCUCACUGUGGCUAGAGUCCUCCCAGAUCUGA
This is a messenger RNA of Coregonus sp. 'balchen', 33806 nucleotides long. Lineage: Eukaryota; Metazoa; Chordata; Actinopteri; Salmoniformes; Salmonidae. The record is from the annotation of a GenBank genome assembly.